Molecule: messenger RNA, 407 nt
Organism: Myotis davidii
Lineage: Eukaryota; Metazoa; Chordata; Mammalia; Chiroptera; Vespertilionidae
Product: leukocyte immunoglobulin-like receptor subfamily B member 5
Exons: 3
Coding region: 10-258 (82 amino acids)
Source: RefSeq, a predicted model, not a curated record
UCCAGCUCCAUGGUUGAUGUCCAGGAGCAGAACCAGUGUGCCAGUAAUCGUGGAGAAGAUGCUUCCAUAAGAGAAUCCCAACCUGAGGAGGACAGAAAGAUGAACAACCAGGACACUCCAUCUGAGGAUGCCCAGGAUGUGACCUACGCCCAGCUGAAUCACUUGACCCUCAAACGAGAGACAACUGCACCCCCUCCUCCCCCAUCAGACCAGCCCCAAGUUGAGCCCAGCGUGUAUGCUUCUCUGGCCAUCCACUAGCCCAGGAGGGACUCAGACCUCACACUCCAGAGAGGGGAAAUGCAGGGACCCCAGAAGGCAUAGGAGCUGCCCCCAUGGACACUCAGCUACUGACCUGAGCCUGAGGACGUUAUGUAAGCAAGCAGGAUGUCAUGAGACCUUAGACGUCA